Messenger RNA from Musa acuminata AAA Group (dessert banana), 1751 nucleotides. Its product is annotated as oryzain alpha chain-like. The coding region runs from base 81 to 1493 and encodes 470 amino acids. The record is from RefSeq and is a predicted model, not a curated record. Gene Ontology annotation, molecular function: cysteine-type endopeptidase activity. Gene Ontology annotation, cellular component: lysosome. The transcript is spliced from 5 exons. NCBI's taxonomy places the organism in Eukaryota, Viridiplantae, Streptophyta, Magnoliopsida, Zingiberales, Musaceae.
UUCAACCUUCUCACACUCCAUUCUAUAUAACAAGCCCUGGAGUGGUUAAUCUUGAAGAAGAUAUCCUCCUCUCCCUCCUCAUGGCUUCUGCUAUCAUCUUCCUUCUCCUCUUGGCCGCGGCGGCGAUCGCCUCAGCUGUCCCCGACUUGUACAUGGUGACCAGCGGGGAGGGCCACAGCGAGCAGGUGUCCGGGCGGAGCGAGGAAGAGGUGCGUCUGCUCUACCUGGAGUGGGUGGCCAAGCACCGGCCGUCCCGCAACGCGCUCGCGGAAGAGGCGAGCAGGUUCGAGGUGUUCAAGGACAACCUCCGCUACAUCGACGCCCAUAACGCGGCGGCCGACCGCGGGGAGCACGCCUUCCGCCUUGGCCUCAACCGGUUCGCCGCCCUGACCAACGAGGAGUACCGGGCCAAGUAUCUAGGCGUCCGGGCCGCCACGUCCCGCCGGAGGAGGGCCUCAUCGGAGGGCAGCAACCGGUACCGGCUGAGGGACGGCGAUUAUUUGCCUGAUUCCAUCGAUUGGAGGGAGAAGGGCGCUGUUGUCGGCGUUAAAGAUCAAGGCAGCUGCGGGAGCUGCUGGGCAUUUUCGACGAUUGCUGCUGUGGAAGGUAUCAACCAGAUCGUGACUGGCGACCUGAUCUCUCUGUCCGAGCAGGAAUUGGUGGACUGUGACACCUACUACAACCAGGGCUGCAACGGGGGGCUCAUGGAUUAUGCCUUUGAGUUCAUCAUCAACAAUGGUGGUAUCGACACCGAUGAGGACUACCCAUACAAAGCCCGAGAUGGAACUUGCGAUACUUACAGGAAAAAUGCACAUGUUGUGGCAAUUGACUCAUAUGAGGAUGUUCCGGUUAACGAUGAGCAGUCACUGCAAAAAGCAGUUGCUAACCAACCGGUUAGUGUUGCUAUUGAAGCUGGUGGCAGGACAUUCCAGCUUUAUGACUCGGGAAUAUUCACCGGAUCUUGUGGGACUGCACUAGAUCAUGGUGUGACUGCAGUAGGCUAUGGCUCCAAGAAUGGCCAGGACUACUGGCUUGUGAAGAACUCAUGGGGUGAAGACUGGGGCGAGGCUGGAUACAUACGAAUGGAACGUAAUAUUGCAUCUGCCACUGGCAAGUGUGGUAUUGCAAUGGAGGCCUCAUACCCCAUUAAGAAGGGCCAGAACCCACCAAACCCUGGUCCAUCUCCACCUUCCCCCGUUAAGCCACCCACCGUCUGUGAUAACUACUACACCUGCCCAGAGAGUACCACAUGCUGCUGCGUCUAUGAGUACGGGAGCUACUGCUUUGCAUGGGGAUGCUGUCCUCUUGAGGCUGCAACCUGCUGUGAAGAUCAUUACAGCUGCUGUCCUCAUGACUACCCCAUCUGCAAUGUUCAGGAAGGAACCUGCCUAAUGAGCAAGAACAGUCCACUUAGAGUGAAGGCUUCCAAACGCACUCCAGCAAUUCCCUACUGGGCUCACUCUAUCUCGGAGGGCAAGAGGAGCAGCGCAUAAGCCACAUUGAGCAGGUGAGGAGCGAGAAGCACAAGAUGAUUAUCAAUUAUGGAUGUCCUUGCCUUCAAUGUGGACUUGAGAUGCAGCAAUUUGCUGCAAUGCUUAUUGAAGAAGACUAGAAGCUCUUGUACAUGUCUAUAAGUCCAGGUGUUGGACAACUGAAAUGAUGAUUUUACAUUACUUCACUUCCAUUAUCAUGUAAAUUAACUGAAAUUGGAUUUCCAGUAAUUUGCCUAUAAACUCUCUCCAUGGAUUUUA